UUUCUUCCCUUGAGAUUUCCGGCAACGCGCCGGGCUGUCGUGCGACUGCGAUCGACCUCCGGUCGCGCCAUGAUCAUCGUCCGCUCCGUGACGGGGGAGGUCUUGCACGAGAGGCCGGUGCCGGAGGAUAAGUCCGCAGUGACGGCAAGCAGCCUCAGGCAGCAAGUUUGUAAGGGGAGAUACUUCUUGUGCACGCUGCUGCAGGAGAACGGCUCCGAGUUGGAGGACUUCGUGGAUGUCGCGACGCUUUUGAAGCCGGAGCUCACCGUGGUGCGGCAGACCCCCGUGUGGUCCCCGGAUUUGUUGGCGGCGGCGCGGCGCGGGGACUUCAUGGCCGCGGGCCGGGCCCUCAGAGCGGGGCGCGCGGACCCCGACUCCGCGGACGAGCGUGGCUGGACGGCGCUGUGCUUUGGGGCUGCGGCGGGGGAUGAGUCCAUGGUGCGGCUCCUGCACAAGGCCUCCGCCGACCUGAGCCUGGAGGGGCCGGAUGAGCAGACGCCCCUCUUCCUGGCGGCCGAGCAAGGACGCCUGAGUCUGGUGCAGUAUCUACUGGAACACAGGUGUGACGCCAACAAGGUUGACUUCUAUGGCAUGUCUCCGUUGCAGGCGGCCUGCGGCCGGGGGCUGCGCGCGGUGGCGCGGGCCCUCUGCGACGCCCGCGCGGCGCUGGAUCUGAGGGACGAGGAUGGCGAGACUGCGCUGAGCGCAGCCUGCCGAUUGGGCUCUGUGGCUGAACCUGUGGUGCGGCUGCUCUUAGAGCAGCGCGCCGACGUGGGGCUCCUCGACGUCUCGCUGGAGCUGUCGCCCGAGGCGCAGCAGGUGCUGCCGCCCGCCGAACGGGCGGAGUACGCCUUUGGCCUCAGCGAGCGGAAAGCGAGCCGAGACCGCGAUGCCAGCCUGGCGGCGACCGGCCUUAAGGGUUUGCCCUUGGCUCUCGUGGCGGAACAGGGCCAACAGCGGAAGCUCUUUUGCCCGUCCGAGCGGCGAACCCGCCACGGGAAGGGCCCUUGCACGCUGCUGGUGGAGUUCACCGACGACGAGUGA
Molecule: messenger RNA, 1044 nt
Organism: Effrenium voratum
Lineage: Eukaryota; Dinophyceae; Suessiales; Symbiodiniaceae
Source: the annotation of a GenBank genome assembly